Messenger RNA from Camelina sativa (false flax), 531 nucleotides. RefSeq names its product protein CYSTEINE-RICH TRANSMEMBRANE MODULE 13. The record is from RefSeq and is a predicted model, not a curated record. Gene Ontology annotation, cellular component: plasma membrane. Lineage: Eukaryota; Viridiplantae; Streptophyta; Magnoliopsida; Brassicales; Brassicaceae.
CCUCACCCGCAUAGCUUCGCUAUAAAGGAAAGAAACAGAGAUUGAUUGCUUAAACAAAGAGAGAAAGAAAAAGAAAAGAACUCAAAAAGAAGAAGAAAGAUGUAUCAUCAAGAACAACAUCCUGUCGGUGCUCCUCCUCCCCAAGGUUAUCCUCCCAAGGACGCUUAUCCUCCGGCCGGUUACCCUCCAGCCGGUUAUCCUCCCCCGGGAUAUGCUCAGGGAUACCCUGCGCAAGGUUAUCCUCCGCAGCAAUACUCUCAAGCUCCUCAGCAGAAGCAAAACGCCGGUAUGCUUGAAGGAUGUUUGGCUGCUCUCUGUUGUUGCUGUCUCUUGGAUGCUUGUUUCUGAUCGGUGGAUUUUACAGGAGCCAACGAUUCUAUUUCAUAUAUUGUAAUGUAAUGUUACAAGACUAAAGAUUUUGUUGUCUCGUUCAACAAUCUCUCUUCUGUUGUUAUCUCUUUUCAAUUCGAAUUUGUCUUUAAAUUUUGGUGUUUUAUGGAUAAUUGUUGCCCAUCUAUCUCUCUCUCUCUC